Eremomyces bilateralis CBS 781.70 is the source of this 1277-nucleotide messenger RNA. RefSeq names its product nicotinate-nucleotide pyrophosphorylase-like protein. Gene Ontology annotation, biological process: quinolinate catabolic process; NAD+ biosynthetic process. The coding region runs from base 107 to 1036 and encodes 309 amino acids. The transcript has 3 exons. Lineage: Eukaryota; Fungi; Ascomycota; Dothideomycetes; Eremomycetales; Eremomycetaceae. The record is from RefSeq and is a predicted model, not a curated record. Gene Ontology annotation, molecular function: nicotinate-nucleotide diphosphorylase (carboxylating) activity. Gene Ontology annotation, cellular component: cytoplasm.
UAUAGAAUAUAUUGUUAUAUCUGAAAUUUAUCGCUCCUAGUAAGCUUCCAGUUGAAAAGAAAUCCAUUCUCAAUAGCAGUAAUCGAAGAACGGAGAAUCCCGAGCCAUGAGCGUCGCAGAAGGCGCCCCGAAGCAUGGCCAAGUCGCCCACCUCCUCCCGCAGACGUACAAGCGCCUGGUCGCCGAGUGGCUGGAAGAAGACACCCCGAGUUUCGACUACGGUGGCUUCGUUGUUGGCGAAGAGAUCUCCGAAGCCAAGUUAUUGGGUAAAUCGAAAGGCGUGGUGGCCGGUGUCCCGUUCUUCGAUGAAGUGUUCAAGCAGCUGGACUGCAGCGUGCAAUGGCAUGUCCAAGAGGGGAAGUCAUUCGAACCAGUCACGCACUGCGCCACCGUCCGCGGACCAGUGCGUAAGCUCCUCCUCGGCGAGCGAGUAGCGCUCAACACGCUUGCCCGCUGCUCCGGCAUUGCCACCAAGUCUGCCGACCUGCUGGCGCUGCUACGGAAGGCUGGCUACCAGAACACCCUCGCCGGGACCCGCAAGACCACGCCUGGCUUCCGUCUCGUGGAGAAGUACGGCAUGCUCGUGGGCGGCUGUGAUCCUCAUCGUCACGAUCUCUCCGCUAUGACGAUGCUGAAAGACAAUCAUGUCACGAGCGCGGGGAGCAUCACGUCUGCCGUCGCCUCGGCCAAAGCAGCGGGUGGCUUCGCAGUCAAGGUGGAGGUAGAGUGUCAGACGUUCGAAGAGGCAGACGAGGCGAUCUCGGCCGGGGCGGAUGUGGUCAUGCUUGAUAAUUUCACUGGGGAGGGGGUCAAGGUGUGUGCGAAGCAGCUGAAAGAGAAGUGGGGGAGGGGAAAGGCGCUGGUGGAAGUGAGUGGCGGGCUGACGGAGGAGAAUGUGGAGGCAUAUGUGUGUCAGGACAUCGAUGUGAUCAGCACGAGCAGCAUCCAUCAAGGUGUGAAACAUGUAGACUUUUCAUUGAAGAUAGUUCCGAAGUCCGGAGGGGGACCAGGAAAGGGAGAGUCGACGGAAGUAUAGCGUGUACAAUAGUGUCAGAAGUACUCCUGAAAGACCACCGCCUGCCACAAGUGUCGCAGCAAUUGUACACCAAAGCAUUUCGGAUCCCGACUUAACACCAAACGCCCCUUCAAAGUCUUCAUGGGCCCUCAAUAAACGCCGUACACGAUGCUCAGAAGGAAACAGAAGUGGAUGAGAGCAUCACGCUAGUGUUUGCUCUUCUUGUGCUUCUUGCCCUCGUCAUCAUCAUGCUUCCUCUUCU